This is a messenger RNA of Elephantulus edwardii (Cape elephant shrew), 1575 nucleotides long. RefSeq names its product solute carrier family 37 (glucose-6-phosphate transporter), member 2 (gene SLC37A2). The transcript is spliced from 19 exons. Lineage: Eukaryota; Metazoa; Chordata; Mammalia; Macroscelidea; Macroscelididae. Bases 1 to 1575 code for a protein of 524 amino acids. Gene Ontology annotation, molecular function: glucose 6-phosphate:phosphate antiporter activity. Gene Ontology annotation, biological process: phosphate ion transmembrane transport; glucose-6-phosphate transport. Gene Ontology annotation, cellular component: endoplasmic reticulum membrane. The record is from RefSeq and is a predicted model, not a curated record.
AUGCCAGAGAUCCCUGACCUGGCAAAUCCUGGGCCUCCAAAGUGCCCGCUGGGCCCCUGCCACUUCCACCUGCUCUUGGCUGAAUCCCACCUUGCAGCAAAGGCCACACUGCUGGGCCUGACGUUCCGGGGCUUCAUCCUGAUACUGACUUUCCUGGUCUAUACCUGCUACCACAUGUCCAGAAAGCCCAUCAGCAUUGUCAAGAGUCGUCUGCAUCAGAACUGCUCCGAGCUGAUCGAGCCCACCAAUGACACCCACGUCAAUGACACCACAUGGUGCAGCUGGGCCCCAUUUGACAAGGACAACUACAAGGAGCUGCUGGGGGCUGUGGACAAUGCAUUCCUUGUGGCUUAUGCCAUUGGCAUGUUUAUCAGUGGCAUUUUUGGGGAGCGUCUCCCUAUCCGCUACUUCCUCUCGGCCGGGAUGCUCCUCAGUGGCCUUUUCACCUCACUCCUUGGCCUGGGGUACUUCUGGAACAUCCACAUGCUCUGGUACUUUGUGCUCAUUCAGAUCUGUAACGGGCUCGUGCAGACCACAGGCUGGCCCUCCGUGGUGACCUGUGUGGGCAACUGGUUUGGGAAAGGAAGGCGGGGGCUCAUCAUGGGCAUCUGGAAUUCCCACACAUCUGUGGGCAACAUUCUGGGCUCCCUGAUUGCUGGCAUCUGGGUGAACGGGCAGUGGGGCCUGUCCUUUAUCGUACCUGGUAUUAUCACUGCUGCCAUGGGCAUCUUCAUCUUCCUCUUUCUCAUUGAAUACCCAGAGGACGUGGACUGCAGCCCUCCUCAACAUCACAGUGGUCCGAAGGAGGAUCUGAGCAACCCCGAGGACCCUGUGAAUGGCCUCUCCUCAGACAGAGAGAGCAGCCUGGACACCGGAUGUAACAAGGAACCGAGCGCUCAGCCUGCUGCCAUCAGCUUCCUGGGGGCCCUGCGGAUCCCGGGUGUGAUAGAGUUCUCUUUGUGUUUGCUGUUCGCCAAGCUGGUCAGUUACACCUUUCUUUACUGGCUGCCCCUCUACAUCUUCAACGUGGCUCACUUUAAUGCCAAGGAGGCCGGUGACCUCUCUACACUAUUCGAUGUUGGUGGCAUCAUAGGUGGAGUCAUGGCAGGGUUCAUCUCCGACUACACCAGUGGCAGCGCCACCACCUGCUGCAUCAUGCUUAUCCUGGCCGCACCCAUGAUGUUCCUGUACAACUACAUUGGCCAGAGUGGGAUGACCAGCUCCAUAGUCAUGCUGAUCAUCUGUGGAGGCCUGGUCAACGGCCCGUAUGCCCUCAUCACCACUGCAGUCUCGGCUGACCUGGGCACUCACCAGAGCCUGAAGGGCAAUGCCAAGGCACUUUCCACGGUGUCAGCCAUCAUCGACGGCACCGGCUCCAUAGGUGCAGCCCUGGGGCCUCUUCUGGCUGGGCUCAUUUCUCCCACGGGCUGGAACAAUGUUUUCUACAUGCUCAUCUCAGCUGAUAUGCUGGCCUGCUUGUUCCUCUGCCGGCUGGUGUACAAGGAGAUCCUGGCCUGGAAAGCGUCUUUCAACAGUGGCAGAGGCUCUAGUCUGGCCCUAACCCACCCGCGAUAG